This is a messenger RNA of Zootoca vivipara (common lizard), 6141 nucleotides long. RefSeq names its product jumonji domain containing 6, arginine demethylase and lysine hydroxylase (gene JMJD6). Gene Ontology annotation, cellular component: cytoplasm; nucleus. The record is from RefSeq and is a predicted model, not a curated record. Gene Ontology annotation, biological process: phagocytosis. Gene Ontology annotation, molecular function: histone H4R3 demethylase activity; P-TEFb complex binding. NCBI's taxonomy places the organism in Eukaryota, Metazoa, Chordata, Lepidosauria, Squamata, Lacertidae.
AGGAGCGCAAUGUCUGGAAGGAGGCUGAGGAGGCAGCUGUGUUUGGCGGCUGAGCCAGGAGGCGCGGGCGUGAGGUUUCUGGAAGCUGCGGGGCGCUGCUCCUUCGGGCGGGGUGUCUCCGCGGCGAAUCCGUAGCCUGAAGAGACGGCGGACGAAGGAGGAGGAGGAGACGGCGGCGGCGAAGGCGCCGGCAGCGGGAGCAUGAACCACAAGAGCAAGAAGCGCAUCCGCGAGGCGAAGCGGAGCGCCCGGCCGGAGCUCAAGGACUCCCUCGACUGGACCCGGCACAACUACUGCGAGAGCUUCCCGCUUAGCCCCGCAGCCUGCAAGGACAAUGUGGAAAGAGCAGAUGCACUCCAUUUGUCAGUGGAAGAAUUUAUUGAACGUUUUGAGAAGCCUUACAAGCCAGUUGUCCUCUUAAAUGCUCAGGCAGGAUGGCCAGCUCAAGAGAAAUGGACCCUGGAGCGUUUGAAACGCAAAUACAGGAACCAGAAAUUCAAGUGUGGGGAGGACAAUGAUGGGUACUCUGUGAAGAUGAAAAUGAAAUAUUACAUUGAAUACAUGGAUACCACGCGAGAUGACAGUCCCCUCUAUAUAUUCGACAGCAGCUAUGGGGAGCACCCAAAGCGUAGAAAACUCUUGGAGGAUUACAGAGUGCCCAAGUUUUUCACAGAUGACCUGUUCAAGUAUGCAGGCGAGAAGAGGCGGCCACCUUACAGAUGGUUUGUGAUGGGUCCACCUCGAUCAGGUACAGGCAUCCACAUUGACCCUCUGGGAACCAGUGCCUGGAAUUCCUUAGUCCAAGGAUACAAGCGCUGGUGCCUCUUCCCUACCAGCACUCCCAGAGAGUUGAUCAAAGUGACUCGUGAGGAAGGAGGGAACCAACAAGAUGAAGCCAUCACUUGGUUCAGAGUAAUAUACCCAAGGACUCAGCUUCCCACUUGGCCUUCUGAGUUCAAACCCUUGGAAAUUGUGCAAAAACCAGGAGAGACUGUCUUUGUACCAGGUGGCUGGUGGCAUGUAGUUCUCAAUCUUGACACAACUAUUGCUGUCACUCAGAACUUUGCCAGCUGUACAAAUUUCCCUGUGGUGUGGCACAAGACAGUAAGGGGAAGACCAAAAUUAUCAAGAAAAUGGUACAGGGUCCUGAAACAGGAGCAUCCUGAGCUGGCUGCACUAGCAGAUUCUGUUGACUUACAAGAAUCAACAGGCAUUGCUUCCGAUAGUUCUAGUGAUUCGUCCAGCUCUUCAAGUUCCAGUUCUUCAGACUCUGAUUCAGAGUGUGAUUCUAGCUCUGAGACGGAAGGAAUGAUGCAUAGAAGGAAAAAGCGAAGGACAUGCAGCAUGAUGGGGAAUGGCGAUACAAGCUCCCACGAUGACUGCGUGAGCAAAGAGCGCAGCUCCUCCAGGAUUAGGGAAUCUUGCGGAAGCCGUGCUCAUCCCUGAAAGAUAACAAGACCCAUCUAAAGGCAGUUGCAGCCAGCCAGCAGUCUUCUAUUCUUCCUAUCAGCUGUAUGCUUGGAGCUUUCUCAAGUCUUCACCACUCCUUUUUAUUAUUUUUUAAAAAUCCAAUCUUCUACUUGCCAUUACCUGCUGACUUCUUGCUUACUAAAGGAGGAAACUAGAGAUUUCUAUGUUCUCAACACUUUCUGCACUCCAUCAAACAAGCUGUCGGCAAAAGAAAAUGGGGAAUAUCUAUUCAAAACGUAAUCUUAAAAAUAAGCAGGUAGCUCCUGAAAGCCUGUGUCAAGUUCCAACAUUGUCAUAUGUUUACAAGUUGAAUUCUCGUGCACUACAACUGGAGGUCAGAACUAUAACCUCUGCUGCAUGUAACUUGUCAGCAGAUCCUUUAACUAGAGCACAAGAAGAGACAUUGUGUUAGUUAUAUCCAACUAAGGACCCUUCUGUUGUGUAAAAAAUGAUCACCUUGUAAGAAACACGUUUUUGUAGUUCUUAAUUUGUUGAUGACACCAAACCAACCAUGGACUAAUAAGAUUCGUGAGAUAUGUAAUGUCUGAACCAGCAGUUCAUUUCCACAAUUACAUAUGCUUUCUAUUUUAAAGAAAAGCUGCUGGAUUUUUGCAGUAAGUUUGUGAUUUUGCCCCAGAAAAAGUAGGCAUGGAAGAAGCUGUAGUUGCCUCUUUUACCUCUCCCUGUGGGAGCUUCUGGAAACAUUAUAUGAAGGUAAAGUUUUUUUAUAUGGAGUGUCUGGAGUCUGAAAAAAAUACAAUAAAAAUCCCAUUUUAUGAAGAACUGCUUCUCUGCAGCCCAGAAACUUCCUACUUGUAUCUGCUGUUGUAAUAUGGCAGGUAUUUUUACGUUGUGCGUUUUGUCUUGAAAUAAGAUGUGGUUGUGUUUAUCUUAAGGUAGCUGUAUUCUUUCAGGAUAUGUUGCUGCUUCAAGGUUUUUUGUUUCGUUAAUGGAGAUGGGUGUUAUGUGUUAAGAGGGGCCUUGUACCUCCAUACCCAACUGUCUCUACCCUGAAGGUUUGCAACAUAGUGAAAAGAUCUGAUGCCCCAAUAACCACUUAAAAGCAAGUUUAAUGGUUAAUUGGGUGUGCUUCUCAAUUCUCUUCUUGUUUUUCUACUUACCCCAUUACCAGGAACCUAGGGAGAAUUCACAUCUACUGGCCGAUGCAUUGUGAAAGUACUGAUUACUCAUUUCCAAAAUACUACCAUAUCACUCAGGCAGGGAUCCACAUGUCACUUGCCAGCCUUAACUCCAUACUUGCACAAAAGUAUCAUUUUUUUGUGAAUGCCAACAGUAUGUGUUAAAAGGAUGGCUGCCUUCUGUACCCCAUAACUGUUUUCUCCCAGGCUCUUUCCCCUUAAAACACUUAGGUUAAACUAGCAGACUUGUACCUGAUGCUGCUCAGCCAGUGCAGUUAAAAUCAGUGUCGUUUGUAAGGUUCAGUCUACUAUCUUGAUUCAAAAUUGCAUCGAAACAUUGAGGAGAACCUGAUGUCUGAACUCAGGAACCAUCAUGCAAAGUUUGGUUACAAUAUCUUAAGAAGUAUCCAAAUGCAUAGCGAACACACAAAUAGCUUUCCAAAAUUUACAGCAGAUGAAAGUAACCAGGUAAUUUUGUUUGAAUUUACCUUGCAGAACUUGUAACUCUGGAGGCAGAUGAACAGCAACAGGAAAGGAAUUAGGACUAGUAUAGAUAUCAUAACAUUGACCAGAACAUUUGAAGCAGCCUGAGUCAGCCCAGUAUUUACGGUACUCAUUGGCAGCAGCAUUUUCAAUAUCUUGGGCAAAGGUCUUUUCUAGCCUUGCUUCCUGCUAUUACAUUGUUUGACAACCGUGGAUUGCACCAAUAACCUUCGGCAUGCCAAACAGAAUUUGGCAAAAUCUGCUCGUCCUGUUAAAGUAUUCCUUGCAACCAUGAGAUUUAGAAUAUUGAAUUUGUUUUGCUUUCUAUGUUUAUAAAAGGAGACUUGUGUUAUACAUUCUGUGUGGCCUUUAUGCACUAGGUUUGCAGGGAGUGUCAUCUUUACCUAAUUCCUGUUUGUCAUACUGAGAUGCAGAUACAUUUGUUCAGCCAUGUACAUUUAUUUGAACUUGGAUUACAAACCUUCACUGAGUUGAUCAGUAAAAUUCAUCUGGAAGUUGGGGGCUAAGUAUGCUUGGUGGGUGAGGCUGAAGAGCCCCACCAUUUGGGUACAAUAUGCUAACUUUCUCUGUCUUGUAUCAAAUAUGCCAUUAAAACACAAACUUGGGUGGCUUUUCUCUUUGUAUCAAAAACUGAUGGAUAUUUGGCAUUUCAGGGUUAAUCCAGUUAUAUUUUUUAGGAAUAGCAACCACAAGCAACAGUGUUCAGCUACAAUCAGUGUCCUUUUUAAAUGUAUAUCUUCCACAAGUGGGAUUUAUUCAUUUAUAGAUGCUAUUUGCCUCUUACUGUACUAGGGAAUAUUUUUAUUCCAGAUCUCCCAAACUGAUGAAACAAAUCCACAUUAAACUUGGGCUUUCUUUCUUUUAAAAAGUUGUAGAUUUUAUUCAUAGGAAUAUACAUCUUGCAUCUGAGUAGCUGACUAGCUCCUUUCAGUUGCACUCUUUCAGUGUUUGUUGUCAUUUUCAUUGUUUUGCCAGAUGCCAACUAUAUUCCUGUUCUGCGGAGUUGAAGCCAGGCAGCUGUCAUGCUGGAGGAAAGCAAAUUGGUUUUGUUAAGUACCAAGCAUUCAGAUAGCCAUGGGUUGGGAAUAAGGAUCCUGAAUUCUCUACUUGCCCAGGGUUGCAAGCAGAAGUAAAUAACUCCAAGCUUCUAGUUUAAUGAUUCCUUUGUGAUGGGGUGACAAGAGUGUGAAAACUGCAAUAUUGCUUCUAAAUAAUCCUUGCAGAGAAAAUUUACAGCUGAUCAUUGUUUAAAUCACAACUCUUAUUUUAAAGAUACUGCUUUUCACAAACUUUCCCCCCCUUAAUGUGCCUCUUUGAAAACCAAUGCAGUGUUUAUAUUAUGCCAGCUGCAGUUAGACCUGAAGUUGCUGCCUAAAAGUCCAAUGGCUAAUACUUGCCUUUUUUAUAACUAUGAUACCUAAAAACUUAUGAGAUAAAUUAAUAAUAAUAAUAAUUUAUUUAUACCCCGCCCAUCUGGCUGGGUUUCCCCAGCCACUCUGGGCGGCUUCCAACAGAUAUAUUAAAAUACAAUAAUUUAUUAAACAUUAAAAGCUUCCCUAAACAGGGCUGCCUUCAGAUGUCCUCUAAAAGUCUGGUAGUUGUUUUUAUCUUUGACAUCUGGUGGGAGGGCAUUCCACAGGGCGGACGCCACUACCGAGAAGGCCCUCUGCCUGGUUCCCUGUAACUUGGCUUCUUGCAGUGAGGGAACCGCCAGAAGGCCCUCGGCACUGGACCUCAGUGUCCGGGCAGAACGAUGGAGGUGGAGACGCUCCUGGGGCUUGCCAGGAUCAUUUAAACACUAAUUAAGCAACAGGGGCUUUACAAAUCAAUAUAUCUCUAGCUCAGACUUUAUUUUCAGGUCCUUAAUGCUGUACUGUUAUUAGAACAUCUCUUUCUGUUAAUAGAGGCACUUUAUGCAUUUUAAAAGGAUGCAUGUUUUUCAGUUACCCAUCCGAUGAAAAAUUUCACUGAGAGCUUGUGAUUGCAUCAAAGAAAGUCCUGGGUUUAUUAGCUCUUGCAUAUUUCAGUUAAACUGGAUCAGCCUUUUUUUUCUGAACAGCUUUCAGCAACAGCCACUACUUACUUGGGGAAAUGUGCUAAAACCUUUUCUUUCUUGAAUUCCUAAUAACUGUGUCAUUGUGUUGAGGAUACAUGAGAGGCCCUUAGAGCUCCAUUCUUCCCUUUUGUGAGGGGCGAAGUCUCUCUGGACUGUUUCAGCAACAUUUAAAGUGCCACUUCUGCUAACUACUCGUUAAGUCUAAUCAUUUAAUGGAACCAGGGUGGGAGUGCUCUGAAUUGUUCUCUGAAUGAUUUUCAUGUUUUUCGUUUUUAAAUUUUUAAAAAUAAAGCCUUAUUUUCCAUUACUUCAUUUGCACUUAACUUUCAUCUAAACAUUGGGUGAUAAUCUUUUUACCUUAUGUGCGGUAACUAACUUGCAGUGUCACAAUUUGUAGGAUUCUGAAAUACUUGAUGCAGUGCAGCUUGCUAACUGGAAUAUAUCUUCUACUAGAGCUUCAACUUCUUAUUGAAUUUGUAUCCCGAAUACUGCCUUGCAUUUUCUAGGAAAUGCUUUAGAUGUUAUUGCACCCUUCUGCAUAGAGGAAAUCAGAAGCCCAAUGUGACUUUGUGCUUCUGCAAUACUUACAUUUCAAAGCGACAGUGAAUUGGCCUUUAGUUUUGUGUAAUACUUUUUAAUCAACCCGUAUAGCCUCGAUAAGGAUAUCAGAGACAGAACAGAUUGCCUUUAAUUAACUUGUAACUUUUGGUUAAGCCAUAUCAGACAAAUUAAACAUAAGUUUGAUAUGGCUUAACUGGAAGUUACAACACCCUUUUACUUAGCCAGAGCAACCACAUAGAUAUGAAAAGAAGUUGUGAAUCUCUGCUUUACUCUCUAUGCAUAGUAGGCGGUAUGCUGCUUACUCAGUGCUAGGCUAUAGUUAUGUGGCUGAGAGGAAUUAGUUAUGUUUUACUAGAAAACUCCUCAAUAGUAAAAAAAAAAAAACAGGGAAGAAUCUGUAUUAUCAUAGAA